CGGCGGCGGCUCCGGUGGCGGCGGCGGCUUCGGCGCUUGGGCUCCACGCGGAGGAGGCGGCUGGCCGCGAUGGAGGGCGGCUGCGAGGGAGAGGGCGGCUGCGCGGGCGGCGAAGACUACGAGGCGUUCGUGGCGCUGCACGGGCCGGCGCUGCGGGCCUCGGCCGUCCCGGAGCGCUACUGGGGCCGCCUCCUGCACAAGCUGCACCGCGAGAUAUUCGAUGCCGGAGAGAUGUUUGGAAUCAUGCAAGUAGAGGAAGUUGAAGAAGAUGAGGAAGGUGAUGAAGAGAUGCAAGAAGAAUUGAAAAAGAAGCCAAAUCCAGGAAACGAACUCUGUUAUAAAGUAAUUGUGACCAAUGAAAAUGGGCUACGAGCAAAUGAUCCCAAUAGCAUAUAUCUUAUUGACCACGCCUGGACCUAUCGCAUAGAACAUGCCCGCCAGCAGCUGCUCCAAGUUCCGGGGCUGCUACACCGCAUGGCCAACUUGAUGGGGAUUGAAUUUCACGGGGAAAUUCCAGAUGAGGGCUCUGUGGAGCUUGUUUUGGAAGAAAUGUGGAAGUACAACCAGACUUACCAGCUCUCCCAAGGGUCUGCCGAGGAAAAGGUACCUGUGUGGUAUAUCAUGGAUGAAUUUGGAUCUAGAAUUCAGCACUCGGAUCACCCGAGCUUUGCGACAGCACCUUUAUUCUAUAUGCCUCAGCAGAUCGCCUACACGGUUCUUUGGCCCCUGAGAGAUCUUGAAACAGGCGAGGAGGUGACCCGGGACUUUGCCUAUGGAGAAAUGGACCAGCUCAUUCGGAAAUGUGUGUUGUUGCCGUGGGUCCCUGCCGACGUGUUGGAUGUCAGCUCCUCCACCCCCGAGCCGUCGGAAGAACACUACCAGGCCAUUUUAGAGGAAAACAAGGAGAAACUUCCUCUUGGGAUAAGUCCACCAAUUUAUCCCAAAGGUCAUAUAUUCAGGGUUUACACAGAUCUCCAGCAGGUGCUCAACAACCUUAAGCAUCCCCAGUUCCAGUUCACCAGCAUAGAGGCUGAGGCAGACAUCCUGUACAACUUCUCCCAUUUCAAAGAUUACAGGAAACUCAGUGAAGAAAGGCCUCACGUGAUGCUCAAUCAGUUUCCUUGUGAGAACCUCCUGACCGUGAAGGACUGCCUUGCCUCCAUCUCCAGGCGAGUAGGGGGCCCGGAGGGGCCCCGGUGGCUGCCCAGGACCUUCAACCUCCGCACAGAACUGCCCCAGUUCAUCAGCUACUUCCAGCAGCGAGAAAGAAGGGGAGAAGACAAUCAUUGGAUCUGCAAACCUUGGAACUUGGCUCGAAGCCUGGAUACUCAUGUCACUAACAGCCUCCACAAUAUCAUCCGGCUCCGGGAGAGUGCCCCGAAGGUGGUCUCCAAGUACAUAGAGAGUCCCGUCCUCUUCCACCGAGACGACGUGGGAAUGGUCAAGUUUGACAUCCGCUACAUCGUGCUGCUGCGCUCCGUCAGGCCCCUGAGGCUCUACACCUAUGACGUGUUCUGGCUGCGAUUCUCCAAUCGGGCUUUUGCGCUCGAUGAUUUGGAUGACUACGAGAAGCACUUUACCGUGAUGAACUAUGACCCCAACGUGCCUCUGAAGCAGGUUCACUACGAUGAGUUCAUUCCCCUGUUUGAGAAGCAGUACCCAGAAUACCCGUGGCAGGACGUGCAGGCUGAGAUCUUCAAGGCCUUCGCCGAGCUGUUCCAGGCGGCCACUUCCAAGCCUGCCCCCCUGGGGAUCUGCGACUACCCCUCGUCGCGAGCCGUGUACGCCAUUGACCUCAUGCUGAAGUGGGACCACUGCCCUGCAUCCAACAGCAGGAAGGUGAUGCAGCCCCAGAUCCUCGAGGUGAACUUCAACCCUGACUGCGAGAGAGCCUGCAAGUACCACCCGAACUUCUUCAAUGACGUCUUCAGCGCCUUGUUCCUGGAUGAGACCAAGAACUCUCAUGUGACCUGUAUCGUCUAGGUCCCUCGAGCCCCCUCCCCCCUUGUGCUUCCUUCCUAAUGGGCUUCAGGGUCUCUCCCUCUGAGCCUCCCUGCAGGCCGGCAGCCUGUGGGGGGGUUGGGAUCUAACAUGCUGGAUAGAGUUGGGCAACAUCCUCUAAUAGCCGGAGGGACAGGCCACCGACCGCUCCCGGUCACUGGUUGCAUCCAGUUUGCCUGGGGGGCAGGACCCUGGGUCCCUCUCAGCCACGGCCUGGGCAAGGAGGCCUGUGGGCCUGUCUUCUGUGGCCGGCACCAGGAAGCGCUUUGUCCAGCAACCUCCCCCUCCCCAAGGGGAAGCUCCAGGAACUGUCAGAUCUCCCAUUGUGUCAUCCCCCCUUAGCAAGAAGGAAACUCACCAGCAGUCUCACCAUCCUGUCCAGAUGCCUCCACAAAGAGGUCUGGAUGUUUGCCAAAGAACCUUUUCUUCUGGGGGACUUCGGGGUCCCUGUGCGGUGAUUUAGUCACCAAGCACUUUUCUUCACAAUUAUCAGAAAUUGUUGGGAGGGCUUGUAUUUCCAUUUUACAGAUGAGGAAACUGAUUCACAGGAGGGGAGGGGACUUAUCACACGUGACAGAGGGGCUCAGACAUCAACUCACACAACUAGCAUUUUUCCAGGAUUCAGGAGUGUAGCCAGACACACACUCGCGCUCACACGCACCAUGGUCUGGCUGGGCCGGCUCCCCUCGGUUUUCUCUAAGUCCUUUGUAAAAGGUCUAACGAUGGGGAAGAAGUUUUGUGGCUCUCAGUCUGAGAAAGGGGAGCGUAGUCCCAGGAGAACGGCCGUCCUGGUUUCCUGUCUGGCCUGAGCCCCUCCCUGGCUCCUGGAGGACAAAGCAGGUAAGAGGCGUGAAGGCUUUGUGGUCCCAUAUGGUGGCGACCCAUGGGAGAAUGGCCGCCGGGUUCUCCAAGGUGACGCCCCACCACCCUUGCUGAACCAUAGCCCAGGGAAGCUGCACUGCCUUCCUCGGCUGAGGCCUUCUGGAUGAACUAGGAUCAUUGAAUGUAUGGGACCCCUCCCCACUUAGGUUUCCUCUCCCAGAGAGCUGUUCUUUGCCAUGAUUCCUUUGCAGAUUUGUAAUCACAAUAAAGUGUUGCCUCCUA
This is a messenger RNA of Sarcophilus harrisii (Tasmanian devil), 3105 nucleotides long. It is a transcript of the gene TTLL12, whose product is annotated as tubulin tyrosine ligase like 12. The coding region runs from base 70 to 1983 and encodes 637 amino acids. The transcript has 14 exons. NCBI's taxonomy places the organism in Eukaryota, Metazoa, Chordata, Mammalia, Dasyuromorphia, Dasyuridae. Gene Ontology annotation, biological process: protein modification process. The record is from RefSeq and is a predicted model, not a curated record.